GCUCGAUACCGGCCAGUCGCGAAUUCGACUCGCGAGCGUUCGCCUCGUCGACGCGUCCAAAUCUCACGCGAAAAUAAAAAUAAACCCCUUCAGUGGUUAUUUCUAAACUUGUACUAGUGUUUUAGUGUUCAUUUACUAUGUAUCGUACGGUUGUGUGAGUGUUCCUUUGGAUUGUCACAACGACUUGCCCGAUUAUCGCGGAGUAUCCAGUCUCAGUGGAGAGUCAGAGCUGGGGCGCGUCGUGUGAAGAUGGCGUAGCGUAAUGGAGGGUGAGUGCUCGGAGGGCGCGGAGGGCUGGCUCCUGGUGCGGAUCCAUGUGCCCGAGCUGAACGUGCAGAAGAGCCUGCAGUUCCCGAGGGACCAGCUAAUCUGGGACGUCAAACAGCAGUGUCUCGCCGCCUUGCCAAAGGUGGCCACUUGGUACAGGGAGUUAAAGGAGAGCUUCAACUAUGGCCUGUUCUGCCCACCGAUCAACGGUAAAGCCGGCAAGUUUCUCGACGAAGAGCGACGGCUCGGCGACUACCCAUUCAACGGUCCAGUGGGCUACCUCGAGUUAAAAUACAAGCGGCGUGUGUACAAGAUGCUGAAGCUCGACGAGAAGACUCUGAAGGCGCUGCAUUCGCGCGCGAACCUGCGCCGCUUCUUGGAGCACGUGACGCACGGACAAAUAGACAAGAUCAGCAAGGCGUGCUCCAAGGGACUCGACCCUAACUUCCACUGCCAGGAGACAGGAGAAACACCACUAACAAUAGCAGCCGGCCUAAAAUCACCUGGGAAACUUCUAAUAGCGCUCGUCAACGGAGGAGCUCUUCUAGACUACAGAACGAAAGAUGGAAGCACAGCUAUGCAUAGGGCCGUCGAGAAGAACUCUCUAGAAGCAGUCAAAACCUUGCUAGAGCUCGGAGCGUCGCCGAAUUACAAGGAUGGGAAGGGGCUGACCCCAUUAUAUCUGUCGGUGACGAAUAAGACCGAUCCACUGUUGUGCGAGACGCUGCUGCACGACCACGCGACUAUCGGUGCUACUGAUCUGCAAGGGUGGCAGGAGGUGCACCAGGCGUGUCGCAAUGGUCUAGUGCAGCAUCUAGACCACCUUCUGUUCUACGGCGCGGAUAUGAACGCGCGCAACGCGUCCGGCAACACUCCUUUGCACGUAUGCGCUGUCAACGCCCAAGACUCAUGCGCCAGACAGUUGCUCUUCAGAGGCUGUGAUAAGGAAGCGCUUAACUUCGCCAAUCAGACUCCUUAUCAGGUAGCCGUCAUAGCCGGCAACUUGGAGCUGGCUGAAGUGAUAAAGAACUACAAGUCAGACGAAGUCGUACCGUUCCGAUGCCCGCCGAGGUACAAUCCGAAGCGGCGGUCGGCGGUGUGGGGGGGGUGGUGGUCUGCGGGGGACAGGUCCUCGCUCGCGUCCUCCACGCGCAUCCCCGCCGAGCUGGACGCGUUGCUGCGCCGCCCCGCGCGACCCGCCUCUCCUCUCGACCGCCUCGACCGCCUGGACCGCCUGGACCGCCUCGAGCGACCCUUCUCCUCCGCCUCGUCCAGCAUCAGCGACGCCAGCCACCCCAGCCACGAGGACGACGCGAGCAUACUCACAGAGGCGACGCUGUCGACAGAUAAGAGCGGCGGCGAGACGAGCGACAUCAUCUCGGACUCUAGCGGCGUGGGCACCAGCACCUCGGACACCACCACGUGCUCGCUGCAGACAGGUGGCGCCACGGUCGUGUGCCUGCAGCCGGUCGAGCCGGCGGGACACGGACAUCUGCGGCUUAACCAGGGCGAUAUCAUCGAAGUGACCGGGGCUACCGAUGAGGGCUACCUGGAGGGCACGGUGCGAGGCUCUGGCGCGAGCGGACUGUUUCCCGCGCAUUGCGUGCAGGAAGUACGGUUGAGGCAGAACAACGCGCACUUGCAUCAGGUACUAGCUUCGGGUCCCAUCCACCACUCCCGAGUGACCGGCAGACGAGAGAUGACGCUCAGCAAGACGUACAGCGCCACGGCUCCGAGGAUAAAGAAAUCAUAUGGCAACAUGGAGACGCGCACGGUGGUGCUGCACCGGGCGCGGCGCGGGUUCGGGUUCGUGCUGCGCGGCGCCAAGGCGUCGUCGCCGCUGAUGGAGCUGCGCCCGUCGGAGCGCUGCCCCGCGCUGCAGUACCUCGACGACGUCGACGCGGGCGGCGUGGCCGACCGCGCCGGACUCAAGAAGGGGGACUUUCUUGUGGCGAUAAACGGCGAGGACGUGUCGGCCGCGUCUCACGAACACGUGGUGGAGCUCAUCCGCAGCUCCGGCGCGCUCGUCUCCAUGACUGUUGUCUCGUUGAACAAUGCGAAUGGUAACAACGAGAACAACACGUGUACGGUGCCCACAAGCAAGUCCCAAAACCAGUUGUCGAGUUCAGGACGACCUUACGCCGCCACCCUGCCGAGGAAGGCUGCAGGAGGUCGCAGCCCCGCGCCCGCGCCCCCGCGCCGCGACCCGCGGACUACCCUGAGUGUGGGACGCGCCAGGGCUAAGUCCAUGGUCGCUGGACUCGAAAAUGGUGGUGAAAAAGAAGAGAGCUGCGAACCACUGAGCGUAGCUGGCAAGUCUUCAUCCGCCGAGUCUGUUCAACUGCACGGAGGAAGUAACAACGGCACGCCGUCGUCGGGCACGCCGGUGGCGCCGCGCACGGCGUCCAUCCGCCAGCGCCCCGCCUCGUCGCGCAUCACCGCCGCCGAGCUCGAGGAGCUGUUCCAGCGCCAGGCCGACGCAGACACUAGCGGCGGCAACAAUGCAAUGAUGACUCGGUCGGCGUUCCAGGGCGGGUCUAAUUCCCCCCCGUACUCCCCCGCCAGGGUCUCGGGCAGGGUGUACGCCUCCGUCGCUGAGAUGAAGAGGUCCAGAGGGAAGUUCUGGAACAAGUCCGGCGGCACGUUGCGGCGCGAGUUCCACUCGACGCCCGACCUCGCCGCCGAACACAACGCGCAUCCACUCAGGACGCGCUCCAGCGAGGACGUGCACGGCGCGUCGUGCGGUCGCGUGCCGCCGCCGUCGCAGCCGCCGCCGCCGGUGCCGGGGGCUGCGGGCGGCGCGGGCGGCGCGGUGCCGUCGUCCUUCCGCCCCGCCGCCGCCGCCAAGCUGUACGCCGCGCCCGCCGACCUGCGCCCCGUCGCAUACCGACAUCCCAACGAUGACAACGCGAGCCGCAAGUCGUUGUCGCUGCGGUCGUGGUCGUCGCCGGCGCGGGCGCAGUCCGCCGACGAGCCCGCCAACCAGUACGCGCAGCCCUUCAACACGCACAAGGGCUUCGUCAGACAGAACUCAACCCCAGCACCACCGAUCCCGGAGCCGGAUUACAGCAUGUCUGAAUCCGAUGAAGAAGCAGACGCCAAGCCCAAAGUGGAACCAGCGGCGGUAGCGGAGACCAGCGCCAAUAGCAAUGCCAGCGGCAGCAGCUCCGGCUCCAGCUCCAUGCAGCACUCGUUCUCGGUGGACGAGAUCCAGAAGAUCCGCACGCGGCUGAAGUCGUCCAAGUCGUGCGGCGACGAGCUCGGCGCCGAGCGCGACGACGGCGACAACUCCUCCUCCGGCGUCUCCUCCGACCAGGAGGCGCAGGCGCGCCCGCGCCGCGACAAGGUCUCCUUCUGCAGCUCCGUCACCGUCAAGUCCUCCAACGACGUCAUCAGCACCGAGCCCGUGCACUCCUCCUCCGAGAGCCUCGCGCCCGCCCCGCCCGCCCCGCCCGCCCCGCCCGCGCCGCCGCCCAUGCAGCGCCACAACUCGCUCACGCGCAAGCGCGCCACGGCGGCGCUGCUGCGCGGCGCGGUGGGGGGCGGCGGGGGCGCGGGGCGGGCGUGCGCGGGCGCUCGGCGGCGGAGCGGCUCGGCGUGGACCCGGAGAAGGCGCCGGGGCGGCGCGGGCGCGCGGCGGCGCUGCUGGCGUCGCUGCCGCCGCCGCCGGAGAGAGCCGGCCGCGGAUCCGGGCGCGGCGCCGGUGCUGGCGCCGCCGCCGCAGUUCAGCGACCGCGUGCGGGUGGUGGCGGCGCUGCCGAAGCAGCUGGCGCCCCUGCAGUAA
Molecule: messenger RNA, 4051 nt
Organism: Manduca sexta (tobacco hornworm)
Lineage: Eukaryota; Metazoa; Arthropoda; Insecta; Lepidoptera; Sphingidae
Product: SH3 and multiple ankyrin repeat domains protein 3
Exons: 25
Coding region: 263-4051 (1262 amino acids)
Cellular component (GO): postsynaptic membrane; postsynaptic density; dendritic spine
Molecular function (GO): synaptic receptor adaptor activity; ionotropic glutamate receptor binding
Source: RefSeq, a predicted model, not a curated record